AUGUUGGAUUUGUCACUCGGCGACGAACCCGUAUUAUAUUAUUAUGGCUUAGAGGAAAGCGAGCGCAGUCUGUCUCCGUGCGGCGCGCGGGAGGCGUGCUCGGCGCUGCUGCUGCGCUACUGGCGCGCGCCCGCGCUGCUGCGCCUGUGCCGCUGCGCGCGCCGGCAGCGCUGCGACACGCGCGCGCCGCCCGACCGCCUCGUGGAGCUCAAUAACCGAGCUUAUUUCCAGUUUUGCACGCCUAUCACUAAUUGGCCGGAAUGCUCUUUCUCGGACACGCCGCUCAUUGUGGAAACGCUUUACGAACGCAUGAACCCCGAUGAUCUGGAGGAUUUGCAUCACAAAAACGUUCAACUUACGCCGCCGAGGAUCGUCUUAAACUGCCGAUGUCGGUACCCAUAUUAUUGGCGUUUAAACUCUACAACCCAAACAGAUACAACUUACACCUACCAGUGUGGAUCUUUGCCCCUUUGCAAAACAGGGGACUUUUGUGGCAACGUCAAUUAUGAUUUGAACGCCUUAUACCAGUCUUGCUUAUGCCCAAGGAACCACAUAUGCGUUCACAGUGGCGGCAUCGCACAUCAUUACAUAUCGGAGCUAUUGUACCGCGGCAAGGGAUGGAAAGCUUAUUGUCAGCCACUGAAUAAUGACUACAGCUACGAUGAAUAUUGA
Parnassius apollo (apollo) is the source of this 672-nucleotide messenger RNA. Lineage: Eukaryota; Metazoa; Arthropoda; Insecta; Lepidoptera; Papilionidae. The record is from the annotation of a GenBank genome assembly.